This is a messenger RNA of Zophobas morio, 1294 nucleotides long. Its product is annotated as peptidoglycan-recognition protein LE-like. Gene Ontology annotation, biological process: peptidoglycan catabolic process. Gene Ontology annotation, molecular function: N-acetylmuramoyl-L-alanine amidase activity; zinc ion binding. The coding region runs from base 210 to 1223 and encodes 337 amino acids. The record is from RefSeq and is a predicted model, not a curated record. Lineage: Eukaryota; Metazoa; Arthropoda; Insecta; Coleoptera; Tenebrionidae. The transcript has 4 exons.
UUUUCCGUAUUACUCAUCCACGAUUCGCGCAGUGCGCAUCUCUCCAGCUAUAUCAUUAAUCCUUAAUUGCAAUACCAAUCAGCGCAGUCGCGACUUUCCUGUUUACGCUUUGUGUAAAUUCUAAACAUUACUUAAGUCACGUGACGCGGCUUAAGUUAAGUUAAGUACACUCUGUAGAGUCAAAUCUCGUCUAAAUAGUUCGCGUGGUUAUGGCCAGCGAUACCCUCAGUGAUGUAAAGAAGAUAGAAGUCGUCUGCAAAAAUUGCCACAGAGCUAUAAACGACGGAGACAAUGAAUACUCGGAGCAAAAGAUUGACAAGUGCAGACAAUGGUUGAACAGCUGCGGUGAUUUGUCGAGCGCCGAGAGUCUGUCAUGCUGCUCGUAUUCCGACUUUCCGGCAGAUGAUAGUACUUUCGAUGAUAACGAAUUGAUUGUGGCUAGCGAGAAUGUGCAUAUAUCGGACAAGGUUUUGGCAACCACUGGAGAAAAUAGUAUUACUUGGGACGACAUUACAAACAACAAACCUAAUCACCACAAAAAUAUCCAGAUCUACAAGUCCCAAAACGUCCACGUCGGAAACAUAACCCACAUCCAUGGCCCCGUUUACGUAAACCAGUAUGCAUCGACAAUAAACCAAAACAUACUUAUUAACAACAACAACAACAACAACAAAAAAAUUUUCCCCAUAGUACCACGACGAACCUGGCUAGCCCAACCACCUCUAGAACCAUCUGACGUAAAAUACUUCACGGAACCCAGAAAACUCGUCAUAAUAAACCACUCCGCCAGCGAGGAAGCCUACACCCAAACCGAGAACAACCUUCUGAUUCGCCUGAUCCAGCAAUUCCACGUGGAGAGCCGCAAAUGGAACGACAUCGGUUAUAACUUCCUGGCGGGGGCCGACGGGAGCAUCUACGAAGGGCGGGGCUGGGACGUGAUAGGGGCCCACACUCUCGCCUACAAUUCCGUUUCAAUAGGGAUAUGUUUUGUGGGUUGUUACAUAAAAACUUUGCCUCCCGACUUCGUUCUGAAGCGGGUCCAGGAGUUGAUCAAAUACGGGGUCGAAAUAGGUGCCAUUGCCGAGGAUUACUCGUUGUUGGGAUAUUGCCAGUGCUGGAGCAGCGAGAGCCCUGGCAGUAGGCUGUUUGAGGAGCUUAAGACUUGGGAGCGGUGGGAUGGGUCCAUUAGUGUGGCCAACCCAUCGCCGUUAAUGAUUACAUGAGUUGUAUUUUUGUAUUUGCACGUAUUGUGAUUUUUACUCGUUUACACGCUUUAUAAAGAGUUUUUGAGGAA